AUCAAGAUUCAAAGGGCCAAUAAAGCCGAGCGACGGGUCCUUCUCCUCUCCUACUCUCAAAGUCUCGUCCCUUCCUGUUAAAGCGUGUUUCCAAUUUGUCCUGCCCAUUGAUCUUUUCAAAACCCACCUUCCAAGUUCAAACACCACAACCACAAGCAAAAGCCUUUGUGUAUAUAUAAAGGGAGAGAUAUAUUCUGGGUACUUGGGAUGUGGGAUCUUUUUAUACUCGUAUAAUCUGUUGCUUUUCAUUUUCUUCAGUCAAUAUCAUUUGUGAGGAGGCAUGGCUUGCGCUGUUGGUUUGAUGGGCAAGACCGGGUCAUCUUGGAUUCAACUCAAGAACAAUGAAAGGACGACGAUGAAGAAGAGGAAGGCAUGUGAAAAUGGGGUUAAAGUCUCUUGCUCAUAUUCUUCUUCCGUUGGGGAUCCAUACAAGACCCUCAGAAUUCAUCGUGGUGCUGCUGAAUCUGAGGUCAAGAAGGCCUUUAGAGGGCUCGCUUUGCAGUAUCAUCCAGACGUAUGCAGAGGAAGCAACUGCAACGUGCAGUUUCAUGAAAUCAAAGAAGCAUAUGAUAUUGUGAUGAGCAAUUUGAGAGGAGAGUCGAAUGGUCCGCAGAUGUACGAGUCGGAAGACCAAGGGAUCGAUGAGCUGAUGAGAGGGACGGACGAUCCAGAUUGGGAUUUGUGGGAAGAAUGGAUGGGAUGGGAAGGAGCGGGAAUUCGCGACUACUCAUCACAUAUCAACCCUUACAUUUGAUCAUCUCAACCCAGGGGUUGUGUUUGUGCAUAUCAUAUAUGAUGGAAGCGGGGCCCGAGUCAUUGCUUUUUCUGUAUAUAUGUACCGUAACAAAACAAAGGUUAUGGCUUUGGCCAUUAUAUAGUUGAAAGAGUGACCUCAAGGUGUUCGUAAGAGAACAUGACAUGAGAGUAAAGUAUAAAAAGUUUCUUAUUAAUGUAUUAAUGUCUAUUUUUU
This is a messenger RNA of Syzygium oleosum, 970 nucleotides long. Its product is annotated as chaperone protein dnaJ 8, chloroplastic. Bases 281 to 754 code for a protein of 157 amino acids. The record is from RefSeq and is a predicted model, not a curated record. The transcript has 3 exons. Lineage: Eukaryota; Viridiplantae; Streptophyta; Magnoliopsida; Myrtales; Myrtaceae.